This is a messenger RNA of Rhinocladiella mackenziei CBS 650.93, 1869 nucleotides long. RefSeq lists its product as uncharacterized. The record is from RefSeq and is a predicted model, not a curated record. The coding region runs from base 1 to 1869 and encodes 622 amino acids. NCBI's taxonomy places the organism in Eukaryota, Fungi, Ascomycota, Eurotiomycetes, Chaetothyriales, Herpotrichiellaceae. The transcript is spliced from 3 exons.
AUGGGAUUUCUGAGGUGGUCACUACGCUGUAUUCCUGGCUUGUCGACGUUCUGCCUUCUUAUCUUACUUGAGUGUGCACUCAAAAUUGUGCAAACUGAAUGGCUCGCUUUCUACUAUCCUCCCUUUCUCAAACGCGGGCCGGCACCUGUUUUCGCACAAGCACUUUUCAUCUUCUACACCAUCUUCCUUCAUGUCCUGGCCCUCAUCUUUCCCCUUCGACUUAUUGCCUCAGCAUGGACAGCCACGAAACAGAUUCGAAUCACCCACAACCGACCGACAACCUUUUCCCGCGAAGCAUUAAACGUGGCUGAAAAUAUUCCGUCUCAACCGGGACAAGAUGAUUCGAAACAAUCUAGCUGCGUGAUCAUGGCCAUAGUGGUCCCAAGCUACAAGGAGGACAUUGAGAUACUCGAGACGUCUUUGAGAGUCCUCGCAAGUCAUCUGUUGGCAAAAACGUCAUAUGAUAUAUUUUUGGCCAUGGAAGAACGAGAUCCGAACGGAGUCAAUGUUGCUCAGAAUUUGAUUCAAUUGUUCUCUGGCAGCUUCCGAGAGAUCCAAUUCACCGUGCAUCCGGCGCACCUUCCCGGUGAAGUACCCGGCAAAAGCAGCAAUGUCAGUUGGGCGGCUAAAGCCAUUGAACAGAAAUACGUGAACAAUCCUGAUUGGCCAGGUGUGCUCAUUACGGUCAUGGACAGUGAUACUCAUUUGCUCAGCCAAUACUUCGAAACCAUCCUUACGCAUCACCUUCGCAAUCGACGAGAAAGAGGGUUGAUCGAUAUGACACUCUACAUACCACCCAUCAUUUUCGAUCGCAACGCACAUCUUGUUCCUCAACUGGUACGAAUCGCGGAUUUGAUGUGGUGCGGUGCCGGAUUGUCAUGUUAUAACAAAAGUUCGAGCCCAACCACGGUGGCCAUUCCCACUGCCGUUUACACCGUGCCACUUCCUUUGGUAUGUCUUGCAGAUGGAUGGGAUACUGGUUCCGAAGCGAUUGGCGAAGAUAUGCACAUGAUGCUGAAAUGUUACUUCGCCACCAAUGGACGUCUCAAGAUCGUGUCCAUUCCCAGCCCGGCAAGCCAAUGCAACAUCACCACGGCCACAGCGGGUAUUCGUGGCUGGAUCGCAAAUCAUUGUGCAAGAUACAGUCAAGCUCUUCGACAUAUGUGGGGCUGCCUGGACACCGGAUAUGCUGUUCGACAAUGGUGCAAGAUUCGAACGGCGGCGGCCAGAUCCGAGGAUCAAUCCAUUGAAAGCGAAAUGAGCUCAUCUGGAAAUCAACGUCGGCCUCGACAUGUCGAAUUGCGCUUGAAACUCAGCCAGUACGCACUGCACGGACCGAAUUUGCAACGAUUCACUUACAGAAACCUGGUUCUCUUCAGUCGACUAUUCGAAGCACAUUUCUUACCUCUGCAUCUUUUCUUUGUUCUGCUCGCAUCAGCAAUGUAUACGGCAUUACCAUAUCCCAUUACCUCGUGCCGAAUCCUGACUGCGGUCAUGGAUCUUACUGGAUAUCUUCGCGGGGUCAGCUUUGCUUUCAUGACAAUUUACUUUGUGAUUUUCUACGAGCGAUACCAUCAGGCCUGCAUCCAAGCUCGUGAAAAGGAGAUGAAAAGGGCUGGGCUGUACGAGGAAAUGGCUCAUGAAUUCUCUUAUCGUGGUCGGUUCUCCUUGACAACUCUUCUGGAUUAUGCGAUGUUUCCGAUUGCCGGAACUAUCUACGGAAGCGCUCCACUUCUUCAAGCCAUCGUCUCGCACUUCUGGACUGAAAAGCUGGUUUACCUUGUGAGCGCGAAGCCGGUGAAAGUACUUGCGACGAAUCUUGUUGUGCAACCUGGGUCGGAUCGCGUUGAGCUACGGGCAGACGUAUAA